Paramecium sonneborni is the source of this 1177-nucleotide messenger RNA. Lineage: Eukaryota; Ciliophora; Oligohymenophorea; Peniculida; Parameciidae. The record is from the annotation of a GenBank genome assembly.
AUGAACCAAAAAAGUAAAUUUAUCAAUUUUAAGAAAAGCUAUUGAAGGGAUUGAAGGUUAAAUAAUAUAAGAAAGCAUUCCUGAAUUUUAAGAUUAAUAAAUAGAGCCAUUAUAAUUUUAAUCAAUAGAGAAAAAUAAAAUUCUCAAAUAUUAGAUAAAUAAUAUUUCAAAUUAAUAUAUACUCAUAAAUUCAAUAAAAAAUGACUAGACCUGCUAUUCAAUUGCUUUAAAUCAGGAUGAUACCUUGCUUUUAGCUUCUGCAGAUUCUUUAAUAAAAAUUUAUUAAUUUAAGAAAGGAGAAAUAAAAUAUAUAUAAUAGGUAGCUAUACAUUAAAAAGAUGUCAAUAUUCUAAAAUUUUCAAAAUAAUACAAUUCAGAUUCAUUUAUUUCUGCUUCAGAUGAUUUAUCUAUUAAAUUAACAUCCUCAUUUACAAUGAGUAAUCCCAAGGUAUACUAAAAAUUAACUGGGCAUAGUUAUAGUAUAUCUGGAUUGCUUUAUAACUAAAAGGGAGACCUUAUAGUAUCAAGUAGUUAUGAUAAUACAAUAAAAUUUUGGAGCAACAAUUCAAAAACUAAAUUUGGUUGGAUUUGUACAUAAACAAUUUAUGAUCAUAAGAAUUCAAUUUAUUCUAUUUCUUUCAAUGAAUUAGAAAAUGAAAUUAUAUCUUGCGGAGAGGAUAAUCUUCUUUUAGUUUUGUAUUAAUAUGAUUUAAUAUGGAGAGUCAAAUAAUAAAUUAGAUUAAAUUUUUUUGGGAUUCGUUUAUGUUUCAUAGAUAUGAAUACAUUUAUAUUUCUCUCAUAUUCUUCAUCCUAUUUAGAAGUAUAUUAGAGAAUAGACAGUAGAUCUCAAUAUUUAAAGAUUACUAAUUUUGCUAUAGCAGGUGUUGAUCAGCCUUGCCAAACUUAUUAUCCAUCUAGUUUUAAUAUACCUAAGUAACUACUAUUUAUUAAGAAUGGUUAUAAUCUUAACAUUUUAAAAUAUAAUCAUGAAAGCUCAAGUUAAUUCUAGUUUCAAUUAACAUAAGUGAUUGAAUUUAAUUUUGGCUUUAAUGAGAUAUUUGGUGAAGUUGAACAUGGAGAUAUUUAUGGAGUUGUUAGUGAAAAUGGAGAUUUUUUAUUUACUUGGGAUGCAAAAUCAAGAUAAAUUUAAAUUAGAAAAUACUAAAAAAAAUUAUGA